Messenger RNA from Eimeria mitis, 1083 nucleotides. RefSeq lists its product as uncharacterized. Bases 1 to 1083 code for a protein of 360 amino acids. NCBI's taxonomy places the organism in Eukaryota, Apicomplexa, Conoidasida, Eucoccidiorida, Eimeriidae. The record is from RefSeq and is a predicted model, not a curated record. The transcript has 3 exons.
AUGGAGGCGACUCCAUCUGCCCCCAGGGAUCUUGCUGCAGCAGCAGCAGCAGCAGCAGCAGCACCAAUAGCAGCAGCAGCAACAACAGCAACAGCAGCAGCAACAGCAGAACCAGCAGCAGCAGCAGCAGCACAACACACUCCAGUUAGCAUCCCCUAUUCUGGUGGUAUUCCGUUCGUAGGUGUUUCAGAUCCUGCUGCUGCAUCUGCAUCAACAGCAGCAGCAGCAGCAGCAGCAGCAGGAGCAGCAGCAGCAGGAGACUCAAGCACAUCCCCAGCAUCAGCAUCAUCAUCAGCAGCAGCAGCAGCAGCAGCAGCAGCAGAAGAAACAAGUGCUGCUAGUGCCUGGGCCCCCCUAGACGACUCCUUCUUGCUGCGGGCACAACACACUCCAGUUAGCGUCCCCUAUUCUGGUGGUAUUCCGUUCGUAGGUGUUUCAGAUCCUGCUGCAGCAUCUGCAUCUACAGCAGCAGCAGCAGCAGCAGCAGGAGCAGCAGCAGGAGCAGCAGCAGCAGGAGACUCAAGCACAUCCCCAGCAUCAGCAUCAUCAGCAGCAGCAGCAGCAACAGCAGCAGCAGAAGAAACAAGUGCUGCUAGUGCCUGGGCCCCCCUAGACGACUCCUUCUUGCUGCGGCUCAGCAGCGAUCUGCGGCGGCAGGUAUGGUCGUACCAUCUGCUGCUGGGGGGCCCCCCUGAGGAUGGGGGCCCCUUCCCCCCCCUCCCCAGCAGCAACACGCACAGCAGCUGCCCCUCCUUUUCUGUUUUAUUAUCUGAUCUGUUGUCUUAUGCUCUUCUCUCCUCAUUCAGCUGCUGCUCCUUUACACAGGGGGCCCCAUCAACCCAGCAGCAGCAGCAGCAGCAGCAGCAGCAGCAGCAGCAACAGCAGCAGCAGCAGCAGCAGCAGAGCCCCAUCAACCCACCAGCAGCAGCAGCAGCAGCAGCAGCAACAGCAGCAGCAGCAGCAGCAGCUGCAGCAGCAGUGCGUAGUCAGCAACGACGCUUCGAGCGCCCAUGCUCCAGCAGCAGCAGCAGCAGCAGCUGCUGCUGCUGCUGCUGCUGGAGCUGUAGGCAUUCGGCGCGAUGA